AUGACAAGGCUGAAGGCUGCAGAGAGACCACAGGUGGGAGAUUCACCUGAGGAAACAGAGACCAGCAAGCAUCCGGCUGAAACAACCAAUCAGCAAGCUGCAGAGCCACAGGGGGCGGAGCCAACACGAGCCACGUCAACCGAAACCUCAGCCAGUGAGACAGAGAGCGGCCCGUCAUCCGUCCAUGACGAUGAUGAUGAUGAAGUCUCUAGAUCUUACGAUGUGGAGUCUGAAAUCCAAGCUGCCGUCCCUCUCCCUCCAUUGGUGGAAGAGGACUUUGUGCCAGAUGAUCCUCGAGACAGCCUGCCUCCAUAUGAGGAUCAAGCUGAAACCAUAGACACAACUGGAGUUCUGGUGGAGGAACGGCCCCCAGAGGAGAGUCAAGCAGACUCUGGACAACACUUGACGAGCUCCAAGUUCACACAAGAAUCAGAGCCAGUUGUGGAAGCAGAGAACCAGUCUGAACCACCAGUAGAACCAGAACCACAGAGAGACACACCAAAGGAGACAGAGGGGACAACAGGGAAACGUGCCGAGGAGAAGCUCAAAGAAACAGCAAAGAAAAAGAAACCAAAGCUGUUGAAUAAAUUUGAUAAAACGAUUAAAGCGGAAAUCGACGCUGCAGAAAAACUUCGUAAGAAGGGGAAGCUGGAGGAGGCUCUGAGAGCGUUUGAGACUCUGGUGCAGCAGCAUCCACAGAGCCCCCGCGCCCUCUACGGGAGAGCCCAGACGGAGGACGACCUGGCUGAGAAGCAGCGUAGUAACGACAUGCUGCAAAAAGCCAUCAACAGCUACAGAGAUGCUGCUGAGCUCCCCGAUGUGACCUCUGACCUCCUGAGAGCAGCGCUGAAGAGACGAGCAGAGAGACAGCAGUUCCUGGGUCGGAUGCGCGGCUCUCUGGCGACGCUGGAGAAGAUGGUUCAGAUCUUUCCAGAAGACAUCGGGCUGAAGAACGAACUGGGCGUCGCCCACCUGCUGCUAGGAGACAACAAGGGCGCCAGGAAGGUCUUUGAGGAGGUUCUGGAGGUUGCCCCUAUCAACGGCUUCGCUAAAGUUCACUACGGCUUCAUCCUGAAGUCAGAGAACAAGAUAGAAGAGAGUAUACCGUACCUCAAGGAGGGUUUGGAGUCGGGUGAACCAGGAACAGAUGACGGCCGUUUUUAUUUCCACCUGGGCGACGCUCUGCAGAGAGUCGGAGACGACAAAGCCUACCACUGGUAUGAGUUGGGUCACCAGCGCGGUCACUUUGCGUCCGUGUGGCAGAGAUCUCUGUACAACGUGGACGGACUGAAGGCUCAGCCGUGGUGGACGUCCAGAGAGACGGGGUACAGCGACCUGGUCAGGGCGUUGGAGAGGAACUGGAAGACGAUCAGAGAGGAGGCUCUGAACGUGAUGGACCACAACACGGGUUCCUUUGUUCCUGAGGAGGAGAACCUGAGAGAGAAGGGGGAGUGGGGCCAGUACACCCUCUGGCAACAAGGGAAGAAAGUAGGAAACGCCUGUCAGAACGUCCCAAAGACCUGCUCACUGCUGGAGAGGUUCACUGAGGCUACAGGCUGCAAGAGAGGACAGAUCAAGUUCUCCGUGAUGCACCCUGGUACUCAUGUGUGGCCUCAUACUGGACCCACUAACUGCAGACUGAGGAUGCAUCUCGGCCUCGUGGUUCCUAAACACGGCUGCAAGAUCCGCUGCACCGAUCGGACCAGGGAAUGGGAGGAAGGUAAAGUGCUGAUCUUCGACGACUCCUUUGAGCACGAGGUGUGGCAGGAUGCCGACAGCUACCGGCUCAUCUUCAUCGUGGACGUGUGGCACCCGGAGCUCACGGCCCACCAGCGCCAGAACCUGAGCCCCAUCUAGACCAGGACCCGCCUCAGAGAACCUGAGCCCCAUCUAGACCAGGACCCGCCUGAGACCGGUAGGAGCUCGACAGACUUACCGGAGCGGCCGGUUCUUCUUCUGCUGUGGAUAAAAGAGACUGAGCUGCUGAAGGAUGGAACCGCCGGACUGAAGGAAACGAAUGAGUUACUACUGACUUUACAACCUGUCACCUAAACACACGCAGUACGUGUUCUAGUCCUGAUCCACCCUCAGGGUUCUGGUCCAGGGUUCUGGUCCAGGGUUCUGGUCCAGGGUUCUGGUUCAUCUUUGGCCCAGAACAGCUGGUUUCUGGUUUCUCUACGUGUAACAGAAAAUAAACCUCCUUCAAAGAAACAAAACAUUUCCACAUCUAGAAAACACGCUUUGAACAGACUGCGAGAACCCUUUCCUUGUCUCCUCUCCUUGUCCUCCCCCCCCUCUCUUCACUUGAUCUCCUCUCCUUGUUUCCUAUCCUCUACUUGUCUCUUCUCCUUUCUUUGUCACUUCUCCUUGUUUACUCUUAUCAGUUUGUUUCCUUUCCUUGUUUUCUCUCCUUUUUUGUCUCCUCUCCACAUCUCCUCUCCUUGUCUCCUCUCCUUUCCU
Anarrhichthys ocellatus (wolf-eel) is the source of this 2460-nucleotide messenger RNA. RefSeq names its product aspartyl/asparaginyl beta-hydroxylase-like. Gene Ontology annotation, cellular component: endoplasmic reticulum. The transcript is spliced from 23 exons. The record is from RefSeq and is a predicted model, not a curated record. Bases 1 to 1857 code for a protein of 618 amino acids. Gene Ontology annotation, molecular function: peptidyl-aspartic acid 3-dioxygenase activity; protein binding. Gene Ontology annotation, biological process: peptidyl-aspartic acid hydroxylation. Lineage: Eukaryota; Metazoa; Chordata; Actinopteri; Perciformes; Anarhichadidae.